Peronospora matthiolae is the source of this 4188-nucleotide messenger RNA. The record is from the annotation of a GenBank genome assembly. NCBI's taxonomy places the organism in Eukaryota, Oomycota, Peronosporomycetes, Peronosporales, Peronosporaceae.
AUGGACAUGCGGUCCAAGGCGUACCCGCAGUUGCCAGAGGGCGACCGGCUGCGACUCGUCCUGCCUCGCACUGGGGACCUGCGCUUCCGGUCGAAGCUUCCAGCGGACUUUGCCCGGUCUCUCUACAUCCACGCAGACCCACGACGUCGCUUUUGCUAUGCGCGUUUCCAGCUCCGACGCAAGUUCAUUGUCAUGUCCACAAAGGGGGAUCUGUACGUAAAGAACAGCGUCACGACCUACUCCAUGUCUGAUUUGCCCAACAAAAACGUGCUCAACAUGCCUCGUAUGGCGCGUGGUGAUCCCGUUAAGGUCCUGGACCUCGUGCAAUGCUCGAGAGGCGAGGGACAUCACUGGGAGCUCGCGUUUACGCGCUGGCGGAACGGUAUGGAAACGUGGCUGCCAGUCGAGGUGCUGCGGCUGUUUGCACCUCGCUUGCUUCAGGAAUUUUACGUCAAUAGUAUCAAUUCGUGGGCCUUUUACAACCGUCUACAAGCCGGGAAUCUUUCGGCAUUCCAGACUGAAGUAGAGCUCUGGCUUUUUCACUCCGAGUUUCAGGACUUGUACGAAAAGCUUCGUCAGAUACGAACGGGUGGAAGUGCAACAAUGUCACAUUCGCAUGCGCAAGCAGCACGAAUGUCGGAUCAUGCGCGUGUUAAACUGGAGCGACUGACGGGGUCUGUACAUUCUUCACACACGCUGUCAACAACUCGUACGCCGUACGUUACUGGAUUGAUUCCUACACCUCCAACAGCGAGUAAUCUGUCAGAGGUAGUGAUAGAAGAAUAUGAGCAACGAAGGCUUGCGAGGGAGCGUCAGGAGACACUUGACCAGAAUGUCUGGCGGCAUCUCCAUCAUCAACAACAAGUAGCAGAGCAGGGUGACCUGCAGCAGAAACGAUUGGAGUGUGAACGGCGUCUCCAGGCUGAGCGACAAAAGCGUGCUAUAUCCGAAGAGCUAGAAAAACGCCAAAAGGAAAACCAACAGCGACUUCAAAAGCUGCGUGAACAAGAAAGAGUGGAAGUUACGCAGCAACAACAGCGGAGUCGACCACAUAGGGAAAAAAAUCACGGAGAAGUUCGGUGCGAACCUGAGCAAGUUGAACCAGAUGUGUUGCAGAAACACCCUCCCGUUCGACACUCUUCACAAGAAACUGCUACGAGAACGGAACUCCGGGACAAAACUUCCAAAAGUAGUGCUGUCGUCCACUCUGUACACCAACCAAAAGGAAAGGGGUCUACCUCAAUAUGGACCGCGGGUUGUGACGAAGAGUAUGCUCCACCGAGCGUAAGCGGUGAAAAUGAUGACAGUGCUGCUAGUGCUGAUAGCCAGGCAAGUGAGUGCAGGAUGGUGAAUUUGCCACGUAAGCGCCGUCGAAAGCGGUUAUUGUACUCUCAAGUUGGGUUGGAUGACGAUGAGGACUUUCCUGAAUUGUCGCAGCCACCUUCUCGGCAGAAUGUAGCUCAGGCUUCCGGCAAAGAUGACUUUUCAGAUAACCAAGUUUUGCUGAGAAAUAAAAAGCAGAAGCAGUCAAUUGAGUCUAGUCGUUCCGAAGAAAAGGAGACCGCAAAUUGCUGCUUAUCAGCGGCAACUACUUCAGUCACAAAAGGCAAUAAUGAUGCAACAAAAAAUAAUGGAGAUGGUAAAGCUACAGAUAUCGUCCAUGACAAGGUUGAUGACGAUGGUGAUGAGGACAGUGAUGACGACAGUGAUGACGGCGACGAGAUGGACUUAAAGUCUCAAAUUACAUGUGGCAAGAUUCGAUGUGUGUGUGGAUCUACAUCAGUUGGACGAUAUCGUGGACUAUGGUUGCAAUGUUCGAACGCAGAGUGUAGUGUUUGGGAGCACGCUGAUUGUGUUGGGGUUUUGAUCGGUUCUGAAAAGCAGCUACCAUCGAAGUAUCGGUGCACUCGGUGUGAUUCUGAUGCACACGUGACGCGUUGUGCAAGCGCGUCCCAACAAAUUCUAGAUUGGUUGUUCCAGUGUUGCGACAGUAGAAACCUAAAGCAGCUGAUGGACUUGUUAAAAGGCAAAACUGGAGCUGCGAAUAUUGCAACGGGGUGGAAAAACGUGCGUUUAGAGAAUAGGACUCUGGCGAUGCAUGCUUCGUAUAAUGGUCUUGCCGAGUGUUUAAGCUAUUUAUUGGACGAGUGCAAGGUGGACAUAUUUGCAACGGAUCUACAGAGCCGUAACACACUUCACUUUGCGGCGCAAGGUGGGUCAGUUGGUUGCUGCCGGAUUCUCCUCAAACAUGAUCAAAGGCUGUUGCUUCACCCAGACUUGUGUGGGCGUAUGCCAUUUCACCGCAUGCUGCAAUCAUCAAAAGUCAACAAGCUCUGUGUUCCUCUUAUGCAAGAAGAUCAGGCGCUGAUUGGUAUGGGUGAUUUAGAUUGUAAUUUUCCGAUUCACUACGCGUGCCAGGCCGUCAACCACUCCGCAGUGAGAAUCUGUCAAUUGAUCGUUGCUGCUCAACCUUCUAUGCUUCAGGAAAAGUCGGGCGAAGGCUUACAUCCUUUGAUGAUUUUAUGCAAGUCGGCUGAUACAGAUCCGGCCCAAACAAUGGUAGGCUGCUCGAGUGAAGUGGUCAAAAGUGUUCAGGAAAUAAUAUCAUUAAUGCUUGGCGUCGACGUGUUUGGGGACUGCUUGAACCAGCAAGCACCUAAUGGAUGGUCCUUGCUCCAUUUUGCUGCAGCAUCGGGAAAUUAUGAGCUCGUUACUUAUUUGUGCAACAUUGGGCUCCUUGAUGUGAGUCGCGCCGCAAAAGGGUCUGAGCAGACAGCACUCCACAUUGCAGCACAGGAAAAUCGCGUGCUAUGUGUUCGAGCCCUCUUGUCCGAGGGGUUUGACGUAAUGGCAAAAGAUACUUACGGACGGAUUCCGAUGAUGUACACCGAUGAUGUUGAAUGUAUUCAAGAGUUGAUGCACUACAAGCUAACCAAACAGCUGUCGAGACUGCACCGCAUGCUUGGCAAAUACAAGCAGCGCGAGCUUAUCCGUCGGUGGCAACGGCUUGUAGCACGUGACCCGGUCUGCUUCGAUAUUCUUAACGACUGGUGUCGUAGUGACACUGAACGGAUUGAGCGGAUGGAGGGGCUUCUGCUGUCCAAUCCGUUCUUACUUCGACUAGAUAACAAAAUCAAGCACAUACGAAAAAACAUCAUUCCCUCCGUGAAACAAGUCUCGGGUCAAUGCUCUACGGGUUUCGCAAAAGGUACUACAGGCAUUGAAAAGUUAUCCAGAGGACAGAAGAAGCUUGCGUUUGUGUUUUUACGCGGUGAUCAAUGUUUCUGGAAGCAGUUUGUUGGUAUGGCAGGGAUGCUCGAGCCCGAGCAUUUUCGUUUGCCGAUGGUUUUCUCCAUAAAAGACGGUGGUGGAAAUAGUCAAGAUCUUGUGAACUGCUGUAACGAUGCUAAGCCGGUUCUGGUUCGAUUGGCGGCCGAUUUGCUGAAAAAAGUACCGAGUAUUCUGGUACGCGGAUCCAGCAAGGCACUUAAGCAGGAACCCCUUUUUUCGGACAAGCAAGAGCUAAGAGCGCAACUGCUGGACUUUUACUUGCUAGGGGAGCUGACUGCACAUUUUGUACUAUAUGAAGUUCCUCUUGGUGGAACACUGGAUUAUGCUUCAUCUUUCUUGCGCUGCAUUGGAUGUAAAGGAAAGUAUCAACUGGCAUCGGAUAAGCCUUGGGAAACGGUUGGACGCUCAUUUGCUGCGGGAUUUGAUGCUGUGUUGCCUGCCACCCUCGAAAUCUUCCACGCAGACGAUCUCCGCGUGCUAUUCAAUGGUCCACACACAUGUUGCAAUGCUCUGCAGAUUGACUGGACGUCUGCUGUCGAUUGGGAUACCAGCAGCUUUGAAGGGAUGGGCGACAAGGGUGCUGGUCGUAUGAAGGCAUGGUUGCCUCGCCUGGUAAGCGAGCUUGUCGAGGAAGAGCAGCAGCUUAUUUUGUUAUUCACGAUGGGCACAUAUCUGCUUGUGAAUGAUCGCUCUUUCCAGUCAAAAAGCGAUUUUGGCCGUAUCACAAUCGCAUUAUAUCCUGGAAACGAUAAUGGGUUCCACCAUGACGCAAUGCACCCUGCGAUGGAACACAAUCCUGAUAUACUACGCCUCCCAUCAUAUUCAUGCUACGAGGCAUUUAAAAAAGGAAUGCUAACUGCAAUCAGGCAUGCUGAUCAUGCCUUCCUUCCGGAGUAA